Fusarium poae is the source of this 534-nucleotide messenger RNA. RefSeq lists its product as uncharacterized. The transcript has a single exon. The record is from RefSeq and is a predicted model, not a curated record. Bases 1 to 534 code for a protein of 177 amino acids. Lineage: Eukaryota; Fungi; Ascomycota; Sordariomycetes; Hypocreales; Nectriaceae.
AUGGCUCUUCCUGCUGUCAUGAGUACUACCCGAGAUGAUCGAGAUCGUUCCGAACAUGUCAGGAGCACUUCCUGGCUAGGAGAGCGAAUGUGCCUAGUGCAAAGGCAUUGGAGGUUGCUCUUGACGGUCUAUUCUGUGAUCGUACUGGGAGUCAUCACUUGUGUGAUAACCGGUAUGUCAACUUCACCUUCCAGCCUCGCUAUGCGUCAUCGUCUUACAACCAAUGACAAACAAACAGGCACCAUUGAGAAACCUUUGGAUCUGAAAAGGAGGUCUUGGGGGGGUUUUGAUGAGCGUCCAUCGACCGCCACGUGCUACCGGCAGGAGCGAACGGCAAUGCUUCUUGCUUUUCUCUUGGGAUCGCUUGGUAUUGAUCAGUUCUACGCCCACCACUGGCCUCUAGCCGUGUUCAAGCUCUUGACUCUCGGUGCUGGUGGGAUCUGGUGGUUCGUCGACGUUGUGUUAUGGAUGGUAGGUGGCGUGUAUGGCACACCGGGAUGCCCAGGAGGGAGUGAACAUUCUUGGCAGUUCUAG